AUGGCAAAAUUAUUAUUAUUAUUGCUUGCCACAGGAUUUUCCUGUUGCUGCAAUAUGAAAAUCAUGUUACUACAACGCAAUUUUUUCAUGCUGCUACCACAGGAUUUUGAAUACACGAUUGAUGGUACGAGUUUGAAAAAAAAUCCUGGUGACUCGACAAUGCCAUUGCUACUGACCACGUAUAAUCAAAAUGAUAAUGACUCUGGUUACUUGAGUCCCCAAAGUUAUAUUUAUCACAGAUCGCCAAAACUCCACGUCAAUGUUCCACUGAUCGACGAAGCACAAGGAUUGUAA
Messenger RNA from Cotesia congregata, 294 nucleotides. NCBI's taxonomy places the organism in Eukaryota, Metazoa, Arthropoda, Insecta, Hymenoptera, Braconidae. The record is from the annotation of a GenBank genome assembly.